AUGGCUCGUCGAGGCCACUCCAAAUCCUCUGCUUUUCAGUGGACCACCAUCUUUUACCUCCUCUUGAUCUUUAUCUGUCCUCUUGCCUUGAUCGGCACUGUCCAUGCGGAAGACCAGGCCCCUUUGAAUGGUUCCGAUACCCAUAACUAUGGCACUGUCAUUGGUAUUGAUCUGGGAACUACCUACUCCUGCGUCGGUGUGAUGCAGAAUGGAAAAGUCGAAAUCAUAGUCAACGACCAAGGAAAUCGAAUUACCCCCUCAUAUGUCGCCUUUACCGACGAGGAGCGAUUAGUGGGAGACGCGGCCAAAAAUCAAUAUGCGGCCAACCCCACGCGGACGAUUUUUGACAUUAAGCGCUUAAUCGGUCGCAAAUUCGCAGACAAGGAUGUCCAACGAGACGCAAAGCAUUUCCCUUUCAAAGUCGUCAAUAAGGAAGACAAGCCUGUGGUCAACGUUGAAGUCAAUGGCAAGCCCCGAACCUUCAGUCCCGAGGAAAUUUCGGCAAUGGUUUUGGGCAAAAUGAAGGAAGUAGCAGAAGCCUAUUUGGGCAAGAAAGUUACCCACGCAGUUGUCACAGUCCCUGCAUACUUCAACGACGCUCAGAGACAAGCCACGAAGGACGCAGGCAUUAUUGCCGGUUUGAACGUUCUCCGUGUCGUUAAUGAGCCUACCGCCGCAGCCAUCGCAUAUGGUUUGGACCAAAAGGGCAAGAAAGAAAGCCAAAUCAUUGUAUACGAUCUUGGUGGUGGCACUUUCGAUGUCUCUCUCCUGUCCAUUGACGAUGGUGUCUUCGAAGUUCUAGCAACUGCUGGUGAUACCCAUCUCGGUGGUGAAGAUUUCGAUCAGCGAGUCAUUGAUUACUUCGUUAAACUAUACAACAAGAAGAACGAUGUGGAUAUCCGAAAAGAUCUCAAGACUAUGGGCAAACUGAAGAGAGAGGUUGAGAGAGCCAAGCGAACUCUGUCCUCUCAAAUGUCAACUCGAAUCGAAAUCGAGGCCUUCCACCAGGGGAACGACUUCUCUGAGACUUUGACUCGAGCCAAAUUCGAAGAGCUCAACAUGGAUCUAUUCAAGAAGACUUUGAAGCCUGUCGAGCAAGUGCUAAAGGACGCCAAAGUCAAGAAGAGCGAGAUUGAUGACAUCGUCCUGAUCGGUGGUUCCACUCGAAUUCCAAAGGUUGUAUCUCUCAUCGAAGAAUACUUUGGUGGCAAGCAGGCUAGUAAGGGUAUCAAUCCUGAUGAGGCCGUUGCGUACGGUGCGGCUGUACAGGGAGGCAUUCUUACAGGUCAAGCUAACACUGCGGAUAUUGUCCUCAUGGACGUCAAUCCAUUGACCCUGGGCAUUGAGACCACUGGUGGUGUCAUGACUAAGCUGAUUCCCCGCAACACAAUCGUCCCAACAAAGAAGUCUCAAAUCUUCUCAACAGCAGCCGAUAAUCAACCCGUGGUCUUGAUCCAAGUCUUUGAAGGCGAACGAUCACUGACCAAGGAUAACAACUUGCUUGGAAAAUUUGAACUCACCGGAAUUCCUCCCUCACCUCGAGGUGUACCUCAAAUUGAAGUCUCCUUCGAACUGGACGCGAACGGUAUUCUAAAGGUUUCAGCUGGUGACAAGGGCACUGGUAAAUCGGAGUCCAUCACUAUCACAAACGACAAGGGUAGACUUUCACCCGAGGAAAUCGAACGAAUGGUUCAGGAAGCUGAGCAAUUUGCUGAAGAAGACAAGAUGGUGCGUGACAAGAUUGAGGCUAGAAACAAGCUCGAAAACUACGCCGUGUCUCUCAAGAAUCAAGCCAACGAUGAGGAAGGCCUCGGUGGCAAGAUUGAUGAAGAGGAUAAAGAGACUUUGAUCGAAGCUGUCAAGGAAACUCAGGACUGGCUCUCGGAAAAUGCCGAUACUGCCGACAAGGAUGAUUUCGAUGAGCAGUACGAAAAGUUGUCUCAAGUUGCAUACCCCAUCAGCAGCAAGCUUUACGGGGGUGGUGCAGGUGGAAUGCCAGACUAUGGUGAUGAUGAUGAGCCUAACCACGACGAACUGUGA
Exophiala aquamarina CBS 119918 is the source of this 2040-nucleotide messenger RNA. RefSeq names its product glucose-regulated protein. Lineage: Eukaryota; Fungi; Ascomycota; Eurotiomycetes; Chaetothyriales; Herpotrichiellaceae. Gene Ontology annotation, molecular function: heat shock protein binding; ATP-dependent protein folding chaperone; ATP binding. The transcript has 2 exons. The record is from RefSeq and is a predicted model, not a curated record. Gene Ontology annotation, cellular component: cytoplasm; endoplasmic reticulum lumen; membrane. The coding region runs from base 1 to 2040 and encodes 679 amino acids. Gene Ontology annotation, biological process: endoplasmic reticulum unfolded protein response; cellular response to unfolded protein; protein refolding.